UAGCACAAAAUGCGACACUAGCACACACUAGCACUAACAUACAACACACGACACUAGCCCGACAUACAAACACACACACUUACCCGACACCCCGAGCGUUCAGUUUGCAACCUACUUCAAUCUCACUCCGAUCCUCACAUUUCUUUUGAAUUUUUGAUACAUCAAAGGAGGGUUUCUGACUUUUGAGAUAUAUAGAAUGAUUAUGGUUUUCUAGCCGUUCUAAAAAUUUUGGCGUUUGGCACGCCACGCGGAAAUUUUGUCGCACAGCUCGCCAAUUUGGUCAGAUUAAUAUUUAUAGUAUUUUUUGAAAAGCACUGAGUUUAGCAGGGUUUUUUUUUUUUAUUUUAUGGAUUUUUAAAUUUAUGAAGUUUUAAGUUUUUUUUUAAUUCGUCUAAAUCGAAGGAAUUUUUUGACCAUGGCGGCCGUUCUUGAAUACGUAGCCACCGAGGUUCUCGAAUUGACAUGUAGCUGCACACGCCACCAAGAAGAUCCGCGGCAUUUACAACUUGCUAUACCAAUUGACAAGGAAUUUAACAAGGUGGAAAAUUAUUUUACAAUAAUGAUAUUGAGAUUAAGAAAAGAUGUUAUUGCUUAA
Messenger RNA from Meloidogyne enterolobii, 595 nucleotides. The record is from the annotation of a GenBank genome assembly. Lineage: Eukaryota; Metazoa; Nematoda; Chromadorea; Rhabditida; Meloidogynidae.